AUGGGGGGCGCCGAAGUUUACUGUGCCAUAUGUGGCGGACCCGUCAACGUGCCCUAUUGGGAGGAUGGAUUCGAGGAAGAGUACACAUACGAUCCCACAGUCGUGCAGGAGGACAGGAGCGACUUGGAAUGGCUGAAAGACGUCAGAGUCAUUGGCGAAGAUCCGGCAAGUACUGGACUGAGCAGGAUCUGGGUAUCUGGCGUUGCAAGCCAUGACGACCAUGGCUACUUCGAUCUGGAAGAAGGCGACCCCGUGAUGGAACUAUUCGGGGAAGAAUCCCUGCGAACGUAUGCGUACAAAGGUCAUCACUCGUUUGCUGUGCCUUACCACCAGACAUGCCGGACACUACUAGCCAAGUACCUCAAUCUCGAGGGUGAUGCCAUUGACAUUGACGGAAAUGAUGACAAUGGAAAUGACAGAAGUGACGACAUUGACAACGACAUAUUCUUCCAAGUUUUGCGUCAGUUGGCGGAUACUUCAGAGUAUGCACAAGCCCUGAAGCUGGACUACGGGAGCGUGUCCAAGAACCAGGAGCAGUAUUGGGUCGUGAGCCGCGGCGAGGAACACUUCGUGCAUUCGCCGUUGGACAUCCCGCGGCUUGAGCAGUACUUUAACAGACUGCCUGCUCCUGAAGAACUUACCUGGUAUAAUUAUAGGCCAGAUUAUGAACUUGGUUAUGAUCCGAUCUCCGCGCUCCCAAUAGAGCUCCGCUUGUCUAUCCUUCGCUAUCUUGACAUGCCGAGCGCUCUGCGCCUGUUCCAGACAUGCAGAGCACUCUACAGCACACAAGGAUCCAAUUCGUGGUGGAGGCGCAGGUUAUUGGCAGACAUGCCCUGGCUGUUCGAAGCCUCCCCCAUCGAGGAAGUUAUCACGCAGCAUUGGGAUCGGGUGUACAAAGACAUGUGGUGGGCAAGCAGGCAUACACGCGAUACACCCUAUCUGCGAGAGAACCAUUGGUAUCAAUCCCUUGCUCACAUGAAGAUGACCGGCCUUGCGAACCGUCGCCGCAUCUGGGAGGAGAUUCUGCCCCAGAUAGCCGGGCCGUACGAAAAGCUGCAGAAGGAAAAAGCUCAGAUAGAUCUUCCCGACAUUCUCAAGGGCGCAAGCUCCACAGGUCUGCGAAGACUUAUCAGGCCAGAGCCUGAAGUCAACUCCUCCUUCAGGUACUAUUUCGCGCAGUCCAUCGCAGGACUAAAGGAUGCCCAUAUUGAGUUUCAUGUGCACCUUGACCAGGAGCAGUUCAUCAGGGGCCUUCAUUUUGCAGGGCAGCAGAGUUCUGAGCAAGGCGAUCUGACACAAGACGCCUUCAACUUUCCUACCACUGUUGAAUCUGUCCAAGUACCAGCCAAUGACUGCUUGACCGGCAUCAUCGUGACGAGCCGCGAGUUCCCAGACGGCGAAGAAGGCUCUCGAAAGAUUGUUGGCAUGGAGUUUCUGCUCGGAAGCUCCACGUCUCAGCAAGUCGGAUCAACCGAUGGUGACAGACGCCUGAUCCAUGUUUCGAAGGACCACUUUGCCGUCGGAAUCGAGACUUUUAGCUCACCAGAAGGCGGGCUCUCGAGACUCUCCUUGCUCCAACAACCCACGCUCCUCUCUCACGGCAUUGGCAGAUUCCGCUCGCAAGGUUCGACCCCGGACCACGUGAACCUCGAGGCCGCCAAGUUCCUCUGGCGCAAGCACAUCCCCCCUCCUGGAUUACAGAUUUCAGAUCAUAGCUCAGGGUAUUGGAGUUAUGCGAUGGAAAAGGACCUCAGUCCCAUGGAGCCACUUAUAUUUGGGACGACAGAUGCAGAGCUCGCAGACAUCACAGCUAUUUCCAUCGAUGUGCUGUUUGGAGGGAUUGAAGUGCAGUAUGGAAACCGUCCAACCCGCUCAAUUGGGUCUCGCCACCUCGCAAUGAAGUCUCUGAUCAUUGACGGGCAAGGCGGAGAAAGAGUCGUCGCCCUAAACUACGUCGUGAAGCAUAUCCCCAAGGGGAUACACAUUGUCACGAACUACGGUCGAGAGCUGGUUGUUGGUCACUCGAGUCAAAGGCCAGAGGAGCUGGUGCAGUACCCUCCUCGAGAUCCUGAAACAGAGCAAUCUACAUAUCUCGUUGGAAUGUACGGAUGGUGGACUAGUCGUGACACACCAAAGGCUAGACUCGAGGCCGUCGGGUGCCUCUUUGCUGCUGAACUGGACGGCAAGCACCAGAGUGUACCCGAGAUGCCUGACCUCGCCCCCGGUCAAGGCCGUAUAUGGGAGCCCUCAGCUCCGACCGGCGUGCGAGUGGUAGGUCCAAUUCUUGGCGAUUUCUCUGUGAAGGAAUCGCUGGGGAUAAAUAGCCGGAAUCUCGAGGCAUUGGAUCGUUGCCCGACACGCUCCUGGCUUGAUUGCAGUCGACCUCUCUUGGAGCUGCGAGUGAUACUCUGCCACAGCUUCGACGAAAAGCAAGUCCCACUGUCUGCUAUCACCUUCAAAUUCGCCGAUGGCGCGAAGGAAGAGCUGACCAUUGGCCCGGAAAUACGUCCACAGUCUCCUAUUGACACCCAAGGAGAUGGCAACGACUGGUGCUGGUGCUCCCUCAGUGGACAUGGAAGGAAGACUGAAGACGAGAGGAGCGUCCAUCCGCACUAUCGGCGUCAUGUUUGGGAACUGGGAGGUAAGCGUCUUCAAAGCUUACGGGUCUUUCUCUCGCCCAUUGAUGAAGAAGUUGGGCGCGGUAGUCGGCUUUCAGGUGUUCAAUUCAUUGCAGAGGAUGGUUCAGAGUCUCCCAAAUGGAGCCAUUGGAAUUUCUCUUCGGAUGAUGCCUAUAUGAUUGAGAACAUAACAUUUACAGAUGGAAAGAUUGGUCUGAAACUCUUUGUGGGUGAGACUCGCCGCUCGGUCACCUACGAGGAUCCAAUCGUCUAUGCUCUACAAGCUAUGGAGAGGCUGGCCUGA
Molecule: messenger RNA, 2922 nt
Organism: Clonostachys byssicola
Lineage: Eukaryota; Fungi; Ascomycota; Sordariomycetes; Hypocreales; Bionectriaceae
Source: the annotation of a GenBank genome assembly